Messenger RNA from Doryrhamphus excisus (bluestripe pipefish), 4371 nucleotides. RefSeq names its product G protein-coupled receptor 12 (gene gpr12). NCBI's taxonomy places the organism in Eukaryota, Metazoa, Chordata, Actinopteri, Syngnathiformes, Syngnathidae. Gene Ontology annotation, biological process: G protein-coupled receptor signaling pathway. Gene Ontology annotation, cellular component: membrane. The record is from RefSeq and is a predicted model, not a curated record. Gene Ontology annotation, molecular function: G protein-coupled receptor activity.
UCAUCAUCAUCAUCACCACCACCACCAUCGUGUCCAAGCCGAGAGAGCAGCCGCCGCAUCUCCCCCCUCCACCUCCUCCAUCCCUCCCUCCGAGCCGCCAUGGACGCAGGUUGCAUCUGAACGGCUCAAGUCUCCGCUCACAGAGUCAAGACGGGGGGCACAAUGAGCCAAGAUCCACCGGCCACCCCCGGCUGGCUCACCCCUGACCCCACAGCCUGGGCCAGCGGAGGAGGGGGCCCCACGGAUAACGCCAGCACCCCGGGGACGUUCCCCCUGGAGGAGUCCCUGUCGCCUCGCCAGCUGCCCCUGCUGGUCAACCCGUGGGACGUGGUCCUGUGCACGUCGGGGACCCUGAUCGCCUGCGAGAACGCUCUGGUGGUCCUGGUGAUCUGGCAGAACCCGGCGCUGCGGGCCCCCAUGUUCCUGCUGAUCGGCAGCCUGGCUCUGGCCGACCUGCUGGCCGGACUGGGCCUGGUGCUGCACUUCACCUGCGCCUACCUGCUGCAGUCCGACUCGGCGCAGCUGCUGACGGUGGGCCUGGUGGUGGCGUCCUUCUCGGCCUCCGUCUUCAGCCUGCUGGCCAUCACCAUCGACCGCUACCUGUCGCUCUACUACGCCCUGACGUACAACUCUGAGCGCACGGCGGCGUUCACCUACACCAUGCUGGUGCUGCUGUGGGGUCUGUCGCUGUGCCUGGGCCUGCUGCCCGUCACUGGCGUCAACUGCCUGGCGGAGGAGGCCACGUGCAGCGUGGUGCGCCCGCUGACCAAGAACAACAUCGCCGUGCUGUCCGUCUCCUUCCUGCUGCUCUUCGGCCUCAUGCUGCAGCUCUACGUGCAGAUCUGCAAGAUCGUGAUGCGCCACGCCCACCAGAUCGCCCUGCAGCACCACUUCCUGGCCGCCACGCCGCACUACGUCACCACGCGGAAGGGCGUGUCCACGCUGGCCAUCAUCCUGGGGACCUUCGCCGCCUGCUGGAUGCCCUUCACCGUGUACUCCCUCAUCGCCGACUACACGUACCCGCCGCUGUACACCUACGCCACGCUGGUGCCCGCCACCUACAACUCGGUCAUCAACCCCGUCAUCUACGCCUUCCGGAACCAGGAGAUCCAGAAGGCGCUGUGGCUGGUGUGCUGCGGUUGCGUGCCCGCCAGUGUGGCCCAGCGGGCCCGGACUCCCAGCGACGUCUGACCCGGCGGACAUUGUGGAUGUUGCAACAGGGGGGGCGGGGCUUUGCCGGUCCACCGCACGGAUGACCGCCUUUUUCGUCAUCGCGAAGGUUUUUCCUUUCUGUCUUCCUCACCAGAGGCGGCCACCGUGCAUGCGGCCCCACCCGCCCCCCACCGUUUUGGUGCCACGCCCUUCCGGUGCUCUGCAGAGGGUGCAUCACAUGUUCCACGCAGCUUUGGCCGACACGUGCUCGUCCUUCUUCAUGCACCGAGGGAUUAUCGUGCGGCCUUUUGCUGGAGCGGCAGAUUAACGAGGCAGACGACGAGCACGCACGCCUUUUUUUUUUUUCUCUCCCAACAUCACAGUCUGGAGCAGCAUCCCGCCGCUCCGCUCCUGCACACCCCGAACGUGCGUGGCAAGCUAAAGAGGCGCGGUCAGCUAAAAAUAGACGCCCGGGCCGCGCGUCCUCCACAGACGGCGAGGAGAAAAAAUGAGGACUUGUCUUUCAAUGGAUUAUUGUGUGUGAAUGUGUUGGACACACACACACAUCACCCUCACGGGAGACCCCCUGCCAUUAACCCCCGCCCCUCUUUCCACUUUCAUCAUCACUGGAGGCACACUGGCCGUGUCACUCCAUUUGCCUCCCUGCUGAAGCUUACCUGUGAUGGAAGCUUACCAUCUUUCUUUUUAACCAUGUGACUCCUCACUCCUCAAAUCAGUGAAUAGUCGUGUUUUGGGCUCCUUUGGGCCUAAACAAUUCAUGAAGGGAUGGGGCACUCAUUGGAUUACUUCAUAAUGUCAAAUGAUCCGCUGUGGCGACUCCGUAAUAAGGAAAAAGACAAAAACGGAAGUUUAAAAGCAACAUGGAGUAUUACACUGACAUUGUUUAACUAACUUGAAACAUUAUUAUUAUUGACUAUUUUACAAGUAUAAUAAUAAUACCGUAGUAGAGCCUAACAGUAUUCCAGCGAGUGCCCCCCCCAACUGCCCCCAUUCCCAAAUAAAGGAGUCAUUUUAGCGGCAUACAUGGCUGUGUGUUGCAUGUGGACUUGGCUGCCAUUUGCAUGCAACAAGCACCAAAUCCACUCUGGUCCCGAGUUGAGCGCCAGCUGUUAUCCUGACCUCAAUGUGGUGUUUCGUUUCUUCCCCCGAUGCGCCCAUCACGAGAUGCCAUCAUGUGUACGUGGACCGUAGCCAAUCUCGGAGCCGACGCCGGAGCUCAUUUUCCGGUUCACGGAGGCCGUGUUUGUCAGCAAUAACGAGCCUCUCAAACGGUCCUUCUUUUGGAGGUGAAGCAAUACUCAGACAGCAAUAACAGCCGCACGCCGUGCUGGGAUUUCUUCCUUCGCUUCUCCUUGUGUUCGUGGGCGCCUUCCGCCGUCCUGGGUGUCGUAACCUCAAGUGUCUUCGUCUUUGUCGUGAGUUGCAUGGCCUCCGGGCGGGUGCAUGUGCGACCCCAGCAGACCACAUAACGAGGGAGGGAGGCGUCGCCACAUACUAUAACGCCAGUGUCGGCCUCCUUGAUUCGCGGGGGCGAUGCUGCUGCCAGUCUUCCUGUCCACUGGGAGAGAAUCCACACAGCGCAUGCAAAGUCAGGACCAACCGGACGAGACUCGAAGCCAAAGCCAAAGGGAGCGGGUGGACCGCUGUAGUCCUGCUGCUGCGGCUACACUAAGUCAAUGAAGACAGGUGUCCUUCAAGUGACCUCUGGAUGAUCUAUGAGCUAAACAGGACCACGUCCAAACACCAAGAUGAUGCCCCUUUCUCUCUUUUCCCUCUCUUCCUCAGAAUGAAGCGAGGGAAGCGGAAGAAGAGCACUUCCCAGUAUUGGAACGUGGCCCGUCUGUGUCAGACUGACAAACAUCACUUCAAAAAAAAAAAAAAAAAGUCUAUUUUGUUAUAUUCAUUGAAAAGUUCUAUUUUUUUCCACUUUGGUCUGGCCUGAAGUCAUGUGACAUGUAUGAUAUCACGGCGCUGUAAAAGCCCUUUUUCUGAAUGUACUCCCAAAUUCUCCUUUUUGAGUUGAAGUGUAAAUAAUAACAGUACGGCAUGCUUGACAAUGGGGGGGGGGCAAUGACAAACACCGUGCAUGGUGCUACCAAAGCCAGUCACCCGUUCUCCAUUUCCUCCAGCCAGUGCAGGGUUUCCCAAACGCCAUCGGCUCAAACCUGCUGAAACGUGUUUGUGGCGGCCAUUUUUAGCACCACAGAAGGUUUUGGCGCUCCUUUGGGGCGCGACGUUACGUACGUUGGGGCUGUCUGUGUAGCUCGCUGUAACGCUGCUUCUUUAGCUGACGUGUAAUCUGUUCAUCGAGAUACGACGUGGUACAUUAUCUUUCACACCUCACGUGUUGUUGUUGUUUAGUCGCCACUGGAUGUUACGUAAUGCGCACGCUUGCAUGUAAACGAAACGCCUGGCAAUCGAUAACGUCAGGCGGCGUAAAAACACCCAGCUAGUGUCGCACAUUUCUUAACACAAACCAAAAAUCAACCAAUUAUGCAAAUGAUAAAAUGUCAUUUAGCCCCUCCCAGAUCCUGUACAUGGCAGUCAUGUGACGUAUUGACAUGUAGGGUGUGUUCACGUACGAUCAGCAUGGAACAUCUUCCAAACGUUUGGGAAACCCUGAUGGAGGUCGAGUCUGUCCAAAUUGCAUGGUGGAUGUAAAGACGUGCAAACAAGGGCUUUUCUAUCCAAGAAUAGCAAAAGGUUGUCAUGUUGGGUGUCACACUUCCACACACACACACACACACACACACACACACACACAGAGUUGUAAAUGUACUGUGUGCAAGUGAAGGUGUCGCCAAGGACGGCCUGGAUGAUGAAGAUGUUUGCCAAUGUUAGAGCUAAAUAUCACUCAAGGGCCUGUGAAUGUCUGUAUGGGUUAUGGGGGAGGGAGGGAGGGAGGGGGGCGGUCAGGGGUGGUGCCACUGUAACAGCAUCUUGUGUCAACGUAGUUUUCAAUGUGAAAUGCACUUUAUUUUUUGGGGGUGCGGCAGUGAUGAUGAUGAUGAUGAUGGCACAAAAGGAGGAUAAUCAACCUGCACUAACGUGAAUGGAAGGAUAAAAACAUGGUGUCAACGUGGUGUCUAUUUUUCCAAGGUGUUCUAGUUGUACUUUUUAUUGUUUGGGUAGUUCACUUCCUGAUCAUUUUUCUAUGAAACUCCCCCCCAAAAAACUAAAGAUGUGCUGUGCAUACGA